Callorhinchus milii (elephant shark) is the source of this 2639-nucleotide messenger RNA. RefSeq names its product solute carrier family 13 member 3 (gene slc13a3). The coding region runs from base 187 to 2010 and encodes 607 amino acids. NCBI's taxonomy places the organism in Eukaryota, Metazoa, Chordata, Chondrichthyes, Chimaeriformes, Callorhinchidae. Gene Ontology annotation, molecular function: sodium:dicarboxylate symporter activity; citrate transmembrane transporter activity; succinate transmembrane transporter activity. The record is from RefSeq and is a predicted model, not a curated record. Gene Ontology annotation, biological process: monoatomic anion transmembrane transport; citrate transport. Gene Ontology annotation, cellular component: membrane. The transcript is spliced from 13 exons.
AGGUGUAAAUCAACUUGUACUCGAGAAAGGGCAGGUCACUCGCAGACAGAAAGUGGGUAAGGCUUACUUGGAUAAAGUCUCUCUGAGUCCCACGUGUUGAGUUUUGAUAUCGAAGUUGGAGAGAGAGAAAGAGAGAGAGGCAGAGACUCAGCACAGAGAGACUUUGCCAAAGGCAGUGAAUGCAACAUGGUACAGAUUGGGAUGAUUGCGAAAAAAGCUUGGAGCAUUCGCAAAACCAUAGUGCUGUUCUUGAUGCCUGUGUUGCUUUUACCAAUUAUAUUCUUUCUGCCUUUAAAGGAAGGAAGAUGCCUCUAUGUAAUUCUCCUCAUGGCCACAUACUGGUGCACGGAAGCAUUGCCAAUUGCCGUAACAUCUCUGCUUCCCAUCUGCCUUUUCCCUUUCCUGGGGGUCCUGCCCUCUGCCAAGGUCAGUCCUCAGUACUUUGUUGACACCAAUGUUCUCUUCAUAAGUGGCCUGAUCAUGGCACUGGCGAUUGAGGAGUGGAACCUGCACCGAAGAAUAGCCCUCUCCAUCCUGAUGUUCGUUGGCGUGAGCCCACCCAUGCUUAUCUUGGGGAUGAUGAUAACCACAGCUUUUCUGUCAAUGUGGCUCAGUAACACGGCCAGCACAGCCAUGAUGCUGCCAAUAGCUACUGCGAUGCUCAAGAGCUUGUUUGGCAAUUUUGAUCCCAUGAAGCAGAAUGAUAGUGAAGCCAUUAAGCAGAACGAUGAUGAAGAUGGCUUAGCUCAUAAAGAUGUCAUUUCAAGGGAGCCAAUAUCAAAUGCAGUGCCGUUUUUGAUUUCUGAUGACAGCCAAAAGCAUCCUCAGCUACCUGAGAUAGAUGAUAACCUUACGCUUGCCCAGCAGAAAGAACAGGAGCAGCAAAAGAAACUCUGGAAGGGUUUCCUUAUUUGUAUUCCUUACGCUGCCAGUAUUGGAGGGACAGCUACAGUAACUGGGACCGCUCCAAACCUCAUCCUACUUGGCCAGGUGAAGAGUUAUUUCCCUGACUGUGACUUGGUGAACUUUGGAUCGUGGUUUAUGUUUGCUUGCCCGCUUGCAUUCAUAUUCCUGUUCUUUGCUUGGCUGUGGAUCGCUUUCCUAUACGGUGGACUCAGCCUAAGGUCCUGUAGAAAGAACACAAAUGUAGAGUCUCAAGACAGAGUGAAAGCAGUGAUAAAGAGCGACUAUGCAAAACUGGGACCAAUGAAAUUUGCAGAGAGGAGUGUCGCUGUCUUUUUCUUCUUUUUUGCCAUUUUUCUCUUCACAAGGGAUCCCAAAUUCAUUCCUGGCUGGGCCCAUUUUUUUGGCCAAGAAUACAUAUCAGAUGCAGUAACCGGAUUGUCGUUGAUUAUUAUAAUGUUUGCCUUUCCAUCUCAAAAACCAUCAUUGAAAUGGUGGUUUAGUUCAAAAGCUGCAAAUGUUCCAAAUCCAUCCCUCUUAAGUUGGAAAAAAGUUCAAGCAAACCUACCCUGGAAUGUGGUCCUGCUUUUAGGAGGAGGUUUUGCAAUGGCAAAAGGGUGUGAGGAAUCAGGGCUGUCACGCUGGAUAGGCAAGCAGCUCCAUCCACUUGAGGACCUGCCGCCAAGUCUAGCUGUCCUGGUCAUUGCCAUAACGCUAGCAUUUUUCACGGAAUUUGCCAGCAACACUGCUACAAUUAUAAUAUUCCUACCGAUUGUUACCCAACUGGCCAUUCAUUUGAAGGUGAAUCCUCUCUACCUGAUGAUUCCCGGAACUGUAGGGUGCUCUUUUGCCUUCAUGCUCCCAGUCGCGACUCCUCCAAACUCUAUCGCCUUUUCUACAGGCCACCUAAUGGUCACGGAUAUGGUGAAGACUGGAGUUGUUAUGAACAUUAUGGGCAUCAUUGUGCUCUUCAUUGCUGUGAACACAUGGGGGCUGUACAUGUUCCAACUCAAUACUUACCCUGACUGGGCUAAAGUCAUAACAGUAGCUCUGGACAGUGGGAAUGUCGUGAAUGGGACUAUGAUGCCUCUGAAUGGGACUUUGUAAUAUAAAGCGUAUUGAUAUCCAGACCACCAUUCAAGUUACACAACUCGUUCCAAACCUUCCCAUCAUCGUUGAUACACCACCAUUGAACUACUCAAACUGCUUAAGAAAGAUUCCUGACCCAAUGCCAUGGACUGACACGACUCUGCAGGAAGAGUCUCUGCGAGAGAUACACCCUGAAGAAUCAAAACUUAAUUCUAUUUGAAAAGUUUAAAUGUGCUGUUUAAAUAGUAAUUAUGUUUAUGGUGAUGGUAAGCCCACAAAGGUGAUUUAAAGAUAUCUCAGAUGUGUGCGUGUGCAUGUUUUAUUUUCAAAUGUUGAUUUAACUCUCAUUCGUAAGAAGUAUUUAUCAGGUUGUACUUUCGAAAAUGAAAUUAAGUUAAAAAGAUCAGGGGGUUCGAAGAGUGUGAGAGAGAGAGGGGGAGGGAGGGAGGGAGCUUAGAGGGAGAGAAGGUACAAUACAAUACAAAAUUCCAGUUGUAAAGUGCCUUUCACGUCUGGAGGACGUCCCAAGGGGCUGGUAGCCUCAGAUAUGCAACAAUCACUGUGCAAAUACAAAGGCAGCCUUGGUCUUGCUCCAUUAAUAUGCUCACAAACAAGGUUUCUCCAAGUCAAUAAACCCUUAAACCAUU